AACAAAGAGGGACAAAGGUAUCACCGAAGAAAAGCUUCGAAUCUCUCGAAUCCCAACCAACCUCCAAGAACCCAUCCUCAAAACCCUAACCCUAACCCAUAGUUUCACGAUCUCAGAUCAUCAUCAUCAUCAUCAUCAUCAUCAUCAAUCUGUGAAACGGUUUUGAGAUUGAAUCGAUUUGAAUCAGAACUUGGGUGUGAGAAGAGAACACACAAAAUUAAAGAGCAGAGGGAGAUUUGAACAAUGUCUGCAAUUGUGUGUGGCAAGAGAUCUUUCUUCGAAGACAUUCCUUCAUCGCCACAAUCUUCAUCAUCGCCUCCUGUUUCCAAGAGGCUUCGCUGCUCUUCUUCCACCUCUCCGGUUCGCUUCUCUCCUUUCUCCAAUUCUCCGUCUCUCCUCGAUCAGCUCCGAGCUCGAUUCCCCGAUAUGGACAAUCAGCUUCUUGAGAGAGCGCUAGAUGAAUGUGGCAAUGAUUUAAAUGCUGCUAUCAAGAGCCUCCAUGAGCUUUCUCUUGGAUAUGCAGGAGGAAACUCAGAUUCUGCUGAGGAAUCGAAUGCAAAUAUGGAUAAAGGUUCAACAACCAAUGAUGGAGUUACAGCUCCUCCGGUGGAUCCUUCAGCCCAAAACUAUCUACAGAUGGAUGGUGCAGAAUGGGUUGAGUUGUUUGUGAGGGAAAUGACGAGUGCUACUAGCAUAGAUGAUGCUAGAUCCCGUGCAUCAAGAGCCCUGGAAAGCUUAGAGAAGUCUAUUACUGUACGUGCUGGUGCUGAGGCAGCACAAAGUUAUCAUAAGGAGAAUAUGAUGCUCAAGGAACAAAUUGAAGUUCUGCUCCGGGAGAACUCCAUUCUCAAACGUGCUGUGGCUAUCCAGCACGAACGUCAAAAGGAGUACGAUGAUAGGAACCAAGAGGUGCAACAUUUGAAGCAAUUGUUGUCUCAAUAUCAGCAGCAACUGAGGACUCUUGAGGUGAACAAUUAUGCACUGACAUUGCAUUUGCAGCAGGCUCAGCAAAGCAACUCUAUCCCUGGACGCUUCAAUCCCGAUAUCUUCUGAUAAAGAGAGGGGAACUUAAACAGCUUGAUUAUCAGAUCAGACAUGGGAUGUUUGCCAAAGAAUCCUUCUUUUUAUAAAUUUAUUUUGUUGCAAUAAUGUAAUAAUCUAGGUUUGGGAGACAAAAGAUGUGUAGGUUAAGGCUCCUGCGGCCUUUGUUCAAAAUCUGAUGGGCUGUCAUGUAGUAGUAAUUGUAAGACCUCAGUCAAUGUUAGGGUUGAUCAGAAAAAAUUGAAGUCUUGAAGUUAUUAUGGAUGUUUUAUUUGAUAAGUUUGCCGUCUAGUUUUGCCCGGAGUGGGUUUGUGCAGGAAAAAUUACUUGAAAUGUUGAAGAUGGUAGUGUCAAUCCCCAUCUAUGAUUUAAGACUCUUCAACAAUUCCAAAA
This is a messenger RNA of Camellia sinensis, 1434 nucleotides long. RefSeq lists its product as uncharacterized. Lineage: Eukaryota; Viridiplantae; Streptophyta; Magnoliopsida; Ericales; Theaceae. Gene Ontology annotation, molecular function: ubiquitin binding. The record is from RefSeq and is a predicted model, not a curated record.